Molecule: messenger RNA, 1157 nt
Organism: Prunus dulcis (almond)
Lineage: Eukaryota; Viridiplantae; Streptophyta; Magnoliopsida; Rosales; Rosaceae
Product: non-classical arabinogalactan protein 31-like
Exons: 2
Coding region: 65-940 (291 amino acids)
Source: RefSeq, a predicted model, not a curated record
UCUCUCUCUCUCUCUCUCUCUCUCUCUCAAGAAAAAAGACUAGAGAGAAGGAAGGAAAGAAACUAUGGGUUUUGGUGAAGCUAGAGCUCUAGUCUUUGUGCAGCUCUCAGUUCUUCUACUGAGUUGCUUCACUGUGUUUGGAAAUGUAAUUGAUGUUUUACCCCCAAGCUCUCCUCCCCACCACCAUGUUCACUAUUCACACCCAGUAGCUUCCCCUGCACACCCACCAACACACCACCACCACCACCACCCACACCCACACCCACACCCUCCUACUGCCUCCCCGGUUCACCCACCGGUUCACUCUCCAACCCAUUCACCGGUCCACCCUCCAACCCAUUCACCAGUUCACCCUCCAACCCAUUCCCCGGUCCACCCACCAAGCCACCACCACCACCAUGGCCACCCACCGGCUCAUCCUCCUACUCACGUCCCGGUUCAACCCCCGAGUCACCCUCCAACCCACUAUGCACCACCGGCUCACCCACCGAUUCAGAGCCCAAGCCACCCCCCGGUUCACCCUCCGCAGUUCCCGCCUAAGAAACCUUUCCCAAGGAGCUUUGUAGCGGUGCAAGGCGUUGUUUACUGCAAGUCUUGCAAAUACGCCGGCGUUGACACCCUCUUGGGCGCCUCCCCUGUUCUUGGAGCUACUAUCAAGCUACAGUGCAACAACACCAAGUACCCAUUGGUUGUGAAAACCAACACAGACAAAAAUGGCUACUUUUUCAUCACAGCACCCAAGACCAUCACCACAUUCGGAGCUCACAAGUGCAAGAUCUUCCUCGUCUCAUCACCCUCUGCCACUUGCUCUAAGCCCUCUGAUCUCCAUGCCGGUUUGAGUGGUGCAGUCUUGAGGCCACAGAAGCCUUUCAUGUCCAAGAAACUCCCAUUCCUUCUCUACAAUGUUGGCCCAUUUGCCUUUGAGCCCAAAUGCCAUUAGUUUCUUUACAGCUUGUGUGUUUUGUACUGAGUCUUUGUCUAGUUUUCACCACAUAAUCCUUGCAUAAUCUGCCAUUGUUAGGGUUUUCCCCUAACAAUGGUUUUUAAUUGUACUCUGUUCUUAUUUGGCUAAAAAGAAAUAAUGGGAUUUUUAGAAUGGUAAUGUUGUGGUGUACCCUUUGAAUUAUUAAUAAUAGAAUUACCUAUUUUAACUUGUA